AUGGCUUCAACACUCACAUCACACACCAGGAUGCUGCCAUUCUUCUCAGUCUAUUGCACGUUGUUCAGUGUCCCAUACUACUCACAAAGCCCAUUCAUUCAAAAAGAAGGUCUCAUCCAAAAAACAGAACACCCCCUUGCCAUGCUCAUCCAAAAAAAAAAGAACACCCCCUCGCCAUGCCUCAUCCAAAAAAAAGGUUGUGGCAUCCCUCUACCACUCACAGAACACCCCCUUGCUGUGUCUCAUCCUACAAAAGAUAAUAAGACUCAGAUGGUGAAGACCAAGCAGACAGCUAAGAAGACCACUGGGGGUAGAGCUCCCAGGGUAUCUCUUGCUGGUCUGAAAGCUAGGGAAAAACAUGCUGCCAAGUCAAGCAAGGCCCAUGCUAGGAAGGCCCCUGUUGCCAAGAAGAGAAGGAUGAGGAACUUGGCAAAGGUCACCCAGCUUCCUGUGACCUUCAGGUGUGUUUCCUGUCAUUGGAAAAUGACAAGAUUUGAAAGUCCUCAGCCCUAUUUUGGCUUCUACUUGUCAGGCAAGCCAGUCCUGAAACACCCUCUUGUGGUCAUUGGGGGGUUUGAGCAUGCCACCACCUCUGAAGUGGCUGGUAACUCUACUGCCAUUAUCCACCUCCACCUUGAGUCUCUAGAGCUUGGCCAUGCCCCUGUGCAUAUCCUUCACACCAUGUUGCAGGGAUAUUUCAGACAAGACACCUACCACUUCUCACAACUGCCCUUCAACUUUGCCACUGAGGAGUCCAGAGCUGCCUAUGACACUGCAGCAUCAAAGCUAGCUUCAAGUCUGACUACCUUUGCUAAGGUAGUCAUUUUCCUUACUACCCAUACUGAUGAAGACAGGGGGGAUCUGUUCUCUGGAAUGGAGAAUAAGGUUCCAAUAGCCACAGAGGUCUUUGAGUUGCAGUUUCUGCAAGGCCUUCUGUUACCCCUCUCCAACAUUGUCAAGGGUGGAGACCUCAUCUUCUUUGUAUGUGGUUCUACUGUAAGGAAGGAGCAGAGCUUCCAAGGACUGAAGGCAGCUGUGCAACACUUCAAGCCAAGGUCCAUGUUGCUUUUUGAUGCUGAGAGACUUCAACUAGUCACCACCAUUCCCUUCCUCAUGAGUGUCCUUGACUCCACCCUUGUUCAAGGCUUCCAUGUCCAAAGUGCAGUCAGGCACUCCAACAUCAUCCUGAUGUUGUGGCAGGAGAAGGUAGUGGUGGAGAAAUUUGUCUGGACUGACAAGUUCAUCAGGCCUUGGGGACAACAAUUGCCUGCCCAGUGCCCUCAGUAG
This is a messenger RNA of Pisolithus orientalis, 1287 nucleotides long. RefSeq lists its product as uncharacterized. Gene Ontology annotation, molecular function: structural constituent of chromatin; DNA binding. The record is from RefSeq and is a predicted model, not a curated record. Bases 1 to 1287 code for a protein of 428 amino acids. Gene Ontology annotation, cellular component: nucleosome. The transcript has 13 exons. Lineage: Eukaryota; Fungi; Basidiomycota; Agaricomycetes; Boletales; Pisolithaceae.